GUCAAACAACGCAAUUGAUACCACCAUCAAAAGGUUGGCUCAGGCCAUGAUGCCAGGUUGUAUGUUGAGUUUAAAUUAAAUACUUUUGAAAGAUUGGGUGGGCCGUAUUCAAACACUUGGCGGGCCGGAUGUGGCCCCCGGGCCGUAGUUUGCCCACCCCUGGUUUAAUAUAUCAAAUUUAAUAACACAAUAUGGGCGUUACCCUCUCGUGACAUCUCUUUCCGUUUCCUUCUUUGCCUCAGUUCCUGUGUCCGUGCCCUUAUUUUGUCACUACUUCCUUUGUUGUUCCCUUUCUAGUUUAGUUUCUCCUUGAAUGCUCUUAUUUUUGUAUUGACUUCCUGUCUUGCCUGGUUUCCGGUUGCGAUCGUUUCUAAUUUCAAUCCGUCCUAUUUAGUUCAGGUGUGCGCUCCCUCCCUCUGGUUGUUGGUUCUUUUGUUGUCGUUUGUUUGCCUUGCUUGGCGAAUUGCCGUGUUUUCUGCUUAUCUGCGAUUAUUAUUAAAAAAGAAUACUUUUUAUCUGCACUACGUUCCUACAAAGAGGUAACAAAAAUAAGAUUAAAUGUUAAAUUAAAUGACACUGGUGUAACCUGGAGGUUUACACCCGCACAAAAAAACUGGGAAAAUUGGGUAUCUACAUGUUCACGGUCGAGGUUUUAAAUCAUUAAAUUCAACGUUUUAUUUGCAUUUGGUCCUGUUCUCUGCAUCGCGGGGUCGAACCGUAAAGCUCUCAAGUCCAACCGUGACACGUACAAACUUGCAAAAGACUGAAAAUGCUGAGUGAUACUGUUUCACACACUGCGAGGCUUGUUGUAAAACACACAUAAUGGGCUUUAUUAACCAUUUAAUAUUAUAUAUUCCCAGGUUUUAAUGUUUUUGUAGGUCACUAUCGGCCCAUCCUCCCGUUUAUUGCACCGCUGAUAUUCAGUUGCAUAUUAAUCUGCCUGGAUAUUAAUUACAGUCACAUUUAAUACAUUUUUCCUAGGUGGGUUUGCUACUGUGGGUACUCAAACGCUUGGCCUUUAAUUGGUCUCUCACUGAACAAAUGGCUUUUUAAUUAGCGUGCCGUUAUCAUGUCGACACCAACCACGGACCCGGCUUGAUCGGUACACGCAAAUCUGACAGUGCUGAAUGAGGGAACCUUUAUUGCGCUGAGGUAGACCGCUCAUUGCGUCAUUUUUCAUUUUCAUCGUCCAGGGAGGCAAUCUGUGGCUAGCAGGCUACACUCAGACACCGAGCUCUACAGAGACAGUGUUACACAAAUGGAAAUAUUUAUGUGUUAAGUACAUAAGUACUAUUCGUUAAGUACCAUUUAAGCAACCUAUCUUGCAAUGACUCUCACAUUUCCUGGUUUUCUCCCACCGGGAAUGACCGACUCAUACAAUGCAUACUGUGCCGCCAUGUUUCCAUGUAUAAGUGAUGAUAUAGCUCUAUUCCUUUUAUUCCGGGGUCUACCCCGUCUCAUGCUCGAAGUCAGCUGGGAUAGGCUCCAGCAUACCCCUACAACCCUGGUUAGGAUAAGCGGCAUAGAAAAUAUGGAUGGAUGGAUUUUGUGGAUGAAAAAUCAUCAUUCCCACAGUCGACACAUUAACUAGCUACUAGUGCUAUGUUUUUCUUAGUUUGGCUUUUCAACUUUUGCAAGGUAUGUCCGGACAAAGAGGCACUGUAAAUAUUCUGCACACAAAGGCAAAUAAAUACUUGAACAUCUCUGGCCAAAUUCCACUUUAGAAGUACAAGAGCGCUCUCUAGUGGUUUGUUUCAGAUUGCACUAGUGUUCUCUUCUUUCCUUUUCUUUACUUUGUCUUUUGUGAUAAUGAUGCACACUGCCCAAAUUAAUAUUUGACAUAUUAAGACAUGCAUUUGUUUCUUUAGGCUUUUUAAAAAUUUAAUACUUUGGAGCAGCAACUUUCAUUUUUGAUGUUGUGGGUUCAUGAAAUGCGGUAUAUUAAACUGUUGUGUAUCAUGUGACCACUAGAUGGCAGCGUUUUGCUGUUUUGACGUGUUUUGUGGGGACUUUUUAAUUAAUUGAUCCUUAAACACAGGCAUUCAAUUAAAAAUCUUUAAUUUUGUAUUCAUGUAUUUUUUAUAUCAACCAGACAAGAUGGAUCAAAUACAGUGUCAAAAUAUAUAGCUGCUUUUCGCAGUGCAUAAUAUAAUAGUAGCCACUAAGAUGACAUUAAAAGUCAGCCAUGUCGUGAUGCAGUGUGUUCAUCAUGCCGCUAAAUGGCAGCACUCAUCUAAAUGCUCACUCAGUCAAGAAGGACUGUAAACAAACAAGGAUUGUAUAGUUACGAAUGGAUGAGCAUUGGAACAUAGUGAAGUAUGGCAUGGCGCUGAAAGUCCGCCAUGAUAGAGAGCAAAAGACGUGGGCGGGGCUAGGCGGCCAACACGUUACAGUGUAUUAGACGUAUUCUGCUCUCUAUCAUGGCGGCCAAACCCGCCAAGGGCAUAAUACGGAAGUGGAUGCCGAGUCGAUGCCCUCAUUGCAUACUCUCUUUGGUUCCCAAUGGAAAAACGACAAGACUAGUGAAAACGGCAUCUCUCAAGUCGGUUCCCUGACUAAACGUGAUGAUGGACGUUACCCAGUUCCUCCGAAGCCAGAAGGUCAAGCUAAUAGACAUCCUCAGUGCGGACGCCGACUUUGUUUUGCAGCAUGCGGACUCUUGUUCCCUGCUCUCUUCAUCCGGAUACGAGCAGGUGAAAGCCUGCAGAAUUCCAAGUGAAAAAGUGACAGAGCUUCUUGAUCACAUCAUCCAGAGAGGGCCUGUGUCGGCACAGGGUCUGCUGGAGUUGCUGAAGGAGCCACCGCUGCAAGAAACCUUCCCGAUGCUUUAUGUGUUGAAGGAUCUGCAAGUCAGCUCACUGGCUUCCGACACCCAGAGAAAAAGAAAGUCAGUUCCUGACGUAGAAGAGACUAAACCCAAACAAAUGCGCAGCAAUGCUCCCAUAGUAACGGAGAAGCAGUUGAUGACUGUAGCACGUGGCGUAGGACGAUCAUGGAGGGAAAUCGGCAGACUUGCUUUAGAAAUCCCCAAUGUGAAGCUGGAACAGAUUGAAGAGGACCACCCCAACCUUGUGGAGCGUGUGUUUGCAAUGCUGAACUACUGGAAGAUACGCCAGAGGGAAAAGGCCACCACCGCUUACCUGCACGCCCUGCUGAGUCAAGACGACUGGGCUUUGCCUCCUGAGAGGAUUGACUUUCUGAUAGAGUCCGACUCGGGCCAUUUGUAACAUUUGUUUCCCUUUUUAUAAUUGGAAGCUUGGACACUGUGUGUCUUAUAAGAUGCGUUUUUUAAAUUUCUUACCUUUUUUGGAAUUUUUCAUCCUCAAUCCUUACAUGAACACAUCUUUCUUUCCCAUUUCUGUGCAUUCUUGCGCAAGAAGACGAGUUAAUAUAAGUUAGCUAGCAACAGGCGUCAUGGGAUAUACCUAUUUUGACGCUAAAACCCUCGCAAAAACAUUUACAUAAUUGACUUGUAUAUUAGCCAAGCUACUGCUAUAUUGUUAUUGUAGCAGCUAACAUGAAAAAUUACUUUUCUCUCCCGUCAGCGUCAUUCACAGACGGAAGAGUCGAUACCUCGCUCUCAAUUUUGACUCAACAAGAUGCUCGUUUGCCGUCAGCAUUUGUUACCUGAGGACUGGAGCACACGUCUUGUGCUGGAAGACGCGGCCAUCCCAAGGAGAGCGGACAUCAUAAGUGUUGUCGCUGCUGUUGACAGAACUAGUAUUACUAUGUGUAUCGAUGUAUUGAGAAAAUAAUUUUCUGUUUUAAAUCAGCAAAAUAGGGCAAGAUACUGCAACUAUUACACGUUACCAACAGAGUACGUGUUAAUGCAUGAUUACAGCAUGGCUAUCAAACAAUGCAACGCUGUUUUUUAGAAGGAUUCAUAGUCUAAAUAGGUGUAUCCCAAUGACAGCAUUGUAAUAUUAACUCAUUAAUGCUCAUAUUAACUCGUCUUCUUGUGUUAUAAGGCACAGAAAAUGGAAAUGUGUUCCUGUUUCACAUAAAAGAAAAAAAAUAAUGUCUUUUCAAAGACCACAUUUCUGAGACAGCUUGUAAUAGAUCACAUUAUAUUGUGUAAGUGGUCUUAAUACCAAUUAAUUGAUGUGUACCACAUCUUUUUGUUUAUUAAAUACUUUUUGUAAUACUACUUUUUUAUUCCUGUUGCAGUUUGUAUGUGACAGACAUCAAGGAUUUAUUCAGUUUGAGAUCGUGGAAAAAAUGUUUACAUUACUUGUAAAACUUACUUUAGCACCACUGGUAAACAUUUAUGUCAUUAGUUAACUUGUAUUCAUAUUCGUAUGUACAGUAGUUGAAAAAAAAAAUAAACAUUCCUCUCGUC
Doryrhamphus excisus (bluestripe pipefish) is the source of this 4339-nucleotide messenger RNA. RefSeq lists its product as uncharacterized. Gene Ontology annotation, molecular function: protein binding. NCBI's taxonomy places the organism in Eukaryota, Metazoa, Chordata, Actinopteri, Syngnathiformes, Syngnathidae. The record is from RefSeq and is a predicted model, not a curated record. Gene Ontology annotation, biological process: regulation of apoptotic process; signal transduction.